AUGGCUAUCCAGUGGGGUGGAGUGGCGGCGCUGGUGGUGUUCUAUCUGCUCAUCUUCGCUGUCGGAAUAUGGGCAUCCAGGAAGAUCAAAGGGUCUGCUAAUACGGAGAGAGCAAUGGUAGCAGACAGAGAUUUUGGCUGGGGCGUUGGCCUUUUUACGUUGAUCGCGACAUGGGUGGGAGGAGGUUACAUCAAUGGAACGGCAGAGAUCGUUUUUACCCCUGGGUGGGGUCUCGUAUGGGCCCAGGCACCGUGGGGCUACAGUCUCAGUUUCGUCAUAAAUGGCCUUUUCUUCGCCAAGCAGAUGAGAUCGGCUAAUUACGUCACAAUGAUAGACCCGUUUCAGAUCAAGUAUGGCAACCGAAUGGGCGGGCUUCUGUUUUUGGCUGCACUGACAGGAGAAUUGCUGUGGUGUGCCGCCAUUUUAGCAGCGCUGGGAUCAACUAUCAGCGUCAUCCUAGAGUUGGAUCAGAAUCUUUCCGUCAUCAUCUCGGCAUGCAUCGCUGCAGCAUACACGAUCUUCGGCGGGCUUUUCUCAGUGGCCUACACUGAUAUCAUCCAACUGAUCUGUAUAUUCGUCGGUCUGUGGAUCUGUUUACCCUUUGCGAUGACCAAUGCUGCUGUCACACCCAUCAAAGAUACAACGGAUCGCUGGGUAGGCGAGUGGGACGUCAGAACUACUGGACAGUGGGUUGAUAGUUUCCUACUGAUUCUCUUAGGCGGAGUACCUUGGCAAGCUUACUACCAACGGGCUCUAUCGGCCAAGUCAGCUGACCACGCCCGUUACCUCUCAUUUGCUGCAUCUAUUGGGUGUAUCAUUAUCAGCAUCCCCGCCUACAUCAUGGGUGCCGUCGGAGCCAGUACGGACUGGAACAUGACGGCCAUUAAUCUGAAUAAAACGGAUCCAUAUAAGACACCCGAAAUCGUCCUCCCCGCCGUCGUCCAGUUCCUCACCCCUCCCGUGGUCGCCUUCCUCGGCCUUGGGGCCAUAUCAGCCGCGGUGAUGUCGUCCACCGAUUCGUCUGUCCUCGCCUCGAGUUCCAUGUUCGUUAGGAACAUCUACAAGAACAUCCUCAGAACUUCUGCAUCGGAGCUAGAGCUGCUUUGGAUUCUUCGACUCACAGUUCUCAUCGUUGCAACCCUCGCUACCGUCUUGGCUCUGACCGUCGAGUCUAUCUACAUCCUCUUCGUUCUCUGCUCCGACUUCGUUUACGUCGUACUCUUUCCGCAGUUUGUGUGCGUCGUCCACAUCGAAAAAUCCAACACAUACGGCUCCUUUGUCGCGUUCAUCCUCGGUCUCUUUCUCCGACUUGCCGGUGGGGAGCCCGCCCUCAACCUCCCAGUCCUGAUAAGAUACCCAUACUACGAUGAGGAACUCGGUCAGUUGUUCCCUUUCCGAACUCUGGCCGCGAUCGUGUCUUUCGUGUCCCUGGUCGUCAUCUCGUGCAUCACCGAUGUCGUUUUUAAGAGAGGUUUUCUUCACGAGAAAUACGACAUCUUUAAAUGUGUGGUCGAUACCGAAGUCAAGUCGACCAAGGAGGUCUUCGCCAAAAGUACUUCCGGUCCCAUGGGCAUGACGGAAGACAAGUGUGUCGGCAUUGACAACGUAGCCAUGACCGAUUUCUAGGGCCCGAUGGCCAGGUCUAAUCAUUAAUUGAAGAACACAGAUACACUCUUCAACACAUGACAUCAUAGUCUAGAGAUCAUAGUAUAGUGAUAAGCUUUUCGACUUCCUUAUAAAUGGCCGUACGCAGCAGGGGGGGGAGGGGUAGUUCUCCCCGAAAAAUUUUGAAACCCUACAUUUUUUACUGAAAGUUUUUAUAAAAUUCACCAAAAGUGUGCACGAAAUAUUUUAAUUUAACUUUCAAAAAUCCAAAGAGGCCCCCAUUUAAAGCUUGCUCGCUUUGAUGUUUCGCUUUUGACUUUCUUUAAAAAAAUAACGCGUCUUACACCCCCCUAUAAAGAUUUUCUACUUACGGCCAUGGACUUGCAUAGAUGUUUACCUGAGCCAUUUUUGCCUCUGUCGUUUGCACUUUUGUCGUUUUUACCCCUGUUAUGUUUUCCUGUGUCAUUUUACCAUUUACUGACAAACGUAUAUCAUAGAAUGUACAACUGAUUAGCCAUUAGAAGUCUGAGUUUACUCACGACCAACUUGUAAUGCAUUCCUGAUUGGAUAAAAGACCAAAAGCUUCAGCAUGUCUCUACUCAUGACAUUUUUGUAUUAAAAAAUGUAUCUUGUGUGAUCUUUCACCAAUAUGAUGUCAUAGCCGAUGGACAAAACCUAAAGAAAAAUCUUCAAAGAGAAAAUUUAGUAUUAUUGUUGCUGCCUUUGGGAAUGAUUAAAAAAGCAGACACGAAGUUUGAAUGAUCAUUCAAACGAGGCCGGUGGCCUAUGACCUUUAUUCACUUCUAUCUGAAAUAAUACCCUCAGUACUUUAACAUAUACUUUGUAUCAUUAUUCAUUGAUAAAAUAUGUAAUCAUCUUAAAGGUGCAUGUUAUUUCUAUGUGUGGU
This is a messenger RNA of Lytechinus variegatus (green sea urchin), 2512 nucleotides long. RefSeq names its product high affinity choline transporter 1-like. The coding region runs from base 1 to 1626 and encodes 541 amino acids. Gene Ontology annotation, molecular function: choline:sodium symporter activity. NCBI's taxonomy places the organism in Eukaryota, Metazoa, Echinodermata, Echinoidea, Temnopleuroida, Toxopneustidae. The transcript has 8 exons. Gene Ontology annotation, biological process: acetylcholine biosynthetic process; transmembrane transport; choline transport. Gene Ontology annotation, cellular component: plasma membrane. The record is from RefSeq and is a predicted model, not a curated record.